AUGAUGUGGUCCAACUUCUUCAUGCAAGAGGAGGAGCGGCGGCGCGGGGCCGCGAGCCGGCGGCGCGCGCAGGGGCCCGGGUCGGGGCUGGCGCCCGAGCGCGAGAGCAAGGUCAAGCUGGCGCUGCUGCUGACCGCCGUGGGCGCCACGCUGGCCGUGCUGGCCGUGGGCACCGAGUUCUGGGUGGAGUUCAACACGUUCAAGGCCAACGGCAGCGCCGUCUGCGACGCCGCGCACCUGGGGCUGUGGAAGGUGUGCACCAAGCGCCUGUGGCAGGCGGACGUGCCCGCGGGCAGAGACACCUGCGGCCCCGCGGAGCUGCCCGGAGAAGCAAACUGCACCUACUUUAAAUUCUUCACCAAGGGGGAGAAUGCACGCAUCUUCCAAAGAACCACAAAGAAAGAGGUGAACCUGGCAGCUGCGGCGAUAGCAGUGCUGGGCCUGGCAGUCCUGGCCCUCGGGUGCCUUUGUAUCAUCAUGGUGCUCAGCAAAGGUGCAGAGUUCCUCCUCCGAAUUGGAGCCGUCUGCUUUGGCCUCUCAGGCCUGCUGCUGCUGGUCAGCGUGGAGGUGUUCCGGCAUUCCAUAGAAGAGCUGCUGCAGAGGGUCAUCCCUGAGGCCCCCCCAGCCCCAGCCCUGAUCCAUGAGUACUCCUGGUCUCUGGGCUGUGCUGUGGGGGCCGGCCUGGUGCUACUGCUGGGGGGUGGUUGCUUUCUGCUGCUCGCCCUGCCUCCCUGGGGCUCUCUCUGCCCCAAGCGGGAGCCCAGAGUCACUUAGAACCACAGCAGUGCUUUCUCUAAGCGCCUUCCAGAACCAUCUUCUUUCUCCGUUGUUCCCCGUGAGAUCUUUUGCCCCACAUGUGGAGACACUCUUCUCCCUGCUCGGAACCCCUCCUCUUGUCUCCUGGCCCUUCCCCUCUAUAAAUAUGUUUUCCUCGGUGGCUAAAGGUGGGUUGCUCAGUGGUGUUGGUGGAGGUGGGAGGGACAAGGAGAUUUGCUUUUUCAUAAAUGAGGAUCCCCAGGAAAGGCUGGCAGGGACCUGAUGGGUUA
Molecule: messenger RNA, 1046 nt
Organism: Talpa occidentalis (Iberian mole)
Lineage: Eukaryota; Metazoa; Chordata; Mammalia; Eulipotyphla; Talpidae
Gene: CACNG6
Product: calcium voltage-gated channel auxiliary subunit gamma 6
Exons: 4
Coding region: 1-774 (257 amino acids)
Biological process (GO): regulation of calcium ion transmembrane transport via high voltage-gated calcium channel; calcium ion transport
Cellular component (GO): L-type voltage-gated calcium channel complex; membrane
Molecular function (GO): calcium channel regulator activity
Source: RefSeq, a predicted model, not a curated record